UGUCUCCUCAAGCUUCCCCGAAUUGUAAUCGGGCUCUCAGUUUGGGUUGCUUUAUUUACCAGCAGCAGAAUCAAGAAAGAAGGAGAGAAGGAUAUUGUUGGAGACUCUGCAGAGAAUGACGUCCGAGACAACUCUAUCUUGGAGCCACUUCAUAGUCAGGAAUUAUUAUCAUCCGUUGUCUCGGUGCAAGCGAGUUAUGUACCCAGGGAAGCGUGUCGAGGACCCCACACAGCUUUUGGACUAUCACCGGCGGGAGCGAGUUAUGUACCCCGUGAAGACACAGAUUCUGGAGGGUCAACAAAAUAUGAAGGAGAAAACACCUCCGGCUAUAAAUGGAUAAUGCCCGAAACCAUGCUCAUGGAAAAGAACAACCGUACAUGGAUAUGUCAGCUAGAAUCCUAUGAAAAACAGAACAUAAAAGAAUUGAAAAUCCAAAAAGUUCCAGCUAUACUUCGUGGGGUCAAGUCUAAUAAGGAGUGCUACGAUCCCAUGAUAGUUGCAAUUGGCCCUUACCACCAUGGUAAGGACGAGUUACAACAAAUGGAAACUUUCAAAAUUCAAUUUACCCUACAAUAUGCUGAUCAAAGUGGAAAAUCGAUUAGGAAAUUGUACGAAGAGAUGCAAAAUUCUUUGGUUGAAGCUAAGAAUUACUAUACCGAGGACGUGGCAGAAAAAUUUAACGACGAGAAGUUUGCGGAGAUGUUGUUUCUCGACAGUUGCUUUGUCAUCCAAUUCAUGGAUAGUUGUGUAAACUCCGAGAACAAUAAUAUAAAGACCACGAAUAUUGAUACAGCAUUCAUAAGACGUGAUAUUAUGUUAUUGGAAAAUCAACUCCCUUUGGAGAUCCUCACUAAACUAAUGUGCUUGAGCUUGAGGUUUGAAGGAGGUCAAGGAUUUGAGAUGAUAGACAACUUUAUCAAGCUAAUCAUGAAAGACCCUCCUAUUGAAGAAAAAGCACCAAGAAGGAAGACUUGUUUUUUAUUUUUCCAGACAAAUUCUAAGUCAGAAGAAACUAACAGAAAAAAGAAAAAGCCUAUUCAUCUUCUUGAGCUUGUUCGGACUAAAUUUGUUGAUGAUACAAAAAAAAAAAAAAAAAAAACAGUAUAAUCAAGGAAGACCCUAGUGCUGAAAAAAAAGCACCAAGAAGGAAGAGUUGUGUUUGGUUUCGUGAGCCAAAUCAUAUGGCAACAUGCUCUAUGCAAGUUGAUGUUAAUAGAGAAAUUAAAAAUGAGGCUAGCGACAAACCACCUCUAUAUUGGUGCUUGUAUCGCUCAGUUAAGGAGUUAAAGUCAGUGGGAAUACAUUUUCGGCCUAGCGAGACUUGCCAAUUCACUGAUAUCAAAUUUAAUUCUGGGCACUUGUAUGGAUGGCUCAAACUCCCUCGAAUAACCAUUGAGGAUGGCACCAAGUCUUUGCUUUUGAAUUUGGUGGCUUUUGAAGCUUGCGCUGACCCUUCAAGCAAUUUUGAGGUUUCCUCGUAUGUUUAUUUCAUGGAUACAUUGAUUGACCAUGCUGAAGAUGUGAAGGAGCUACGAUCUAAAGGCAUAAUACUCAACCUCUUGGGCAACGACGAACAAGUAGCGAAACUUUUCAACGAGAUAAGCGAAAAUGUGGUGCCCAAUUUACGAGUUUUUGGGAAUGUUCAAGAAUCCCUUAACGACUUCUGUAAAAGCUACAGAAGGUUGUGGUUGACUGAAUGCCUGCACGAUCAUUUUAGAAGCCCUUGGGCCAUAAUUGCUUUCCUUGCUGCAAUUGUUGUCGUGUGCUUGACUAUUACUCAAACUGUCUUUUCUGCCAUUCAGCUUUAGAUACUGUAUUGCAUUUUAGAAGCCCUUGGGCCAUAAUUGCUUUCCUUGUUGCAAUUGUUGUCGUGUGCUUGACAAUUACUCAAACCAUCUUUUCUGCCAUUCAGCUUUAGAAA
This is a messenger RNA of Diospyros lotus (date-plum), 1921 nucleotides long. Its product is annotated as putative UPF0481 protein At3g02645. NCBI's taxonomy places the organism in Eukaryota, Viridiplantae, Streptophyta, Magnoliopsida, Ericales, Ebenaceae. Bases 340 to 1107 code for a protein of 255 amino acids. The transcript has 3 exons. The record is from RefSeq and is a predicted model, not a curated record.